CCUUUUAAACGUCGACUGCAUUGACCUCUACUCCACUCGUGAGACACAAAACACACAUUGUUUUGAUGGCAAUAUUAUUAUUGUUUUCCUAAUCAUGUUUACAGUCUCUCAAUGUCUUUGACAGUCUUUACGAGACAUUUAAUGGUGUCAUUCAAUCGGUGGUUAAUUUAAGACAAUUAUCGCGAAGACAUUGAAGUGAUUGACAAGAGAUGUCCAAACUAUUGCAGUCGAGGAAGACGUUGAAGGAGAAAGUGGUCCAAAUAUAUGAGGCUUUGAUUGAGGGAAAAGAGCCGUUCAGUGAAAACAAUAACUUCUGGAAUGAGUUCUUCUUAUUAAAGGCGAAUGGAAAUGCAUUGGAGUUGGAGUUAAAGUCCAUUACAAAUAUCCACACAAUU
Medioppia subpectinata is the source of this 395-nucleotide messenger RNA. The record is from the annotation of a GenBank genome assembly. NCBI's taxonomy places the organism in Eukaryota, Metazoa, Arthropoda, Arachnida, Sarcoptiformes, Oppiidae.